This is a messenger RNA of Venturia canescens, 5744 nucleotides long. RefSeq lists its product as uncharacterized. The transcript has a single exon. Lineage: Eukaryota; Metazoa; Arthropoda; Insecta; Hymenoptera; Ichneumonidae. Bases 1695 to 5318 code for a protein of 1207 amino acids. The record is from RefSeq and is marked provisional.
AUAAUAAGGUUCGAUUAUUCAAUUUUGAAAACACUUGGCAGCGAACAGACCGACGGUCAGGGACGAGGAAUUUACGUUCUCUUUUUCAUUAAGGCUAGUUCAGUACAGUUUAAAGAUGUUCUUCGUAAAUAAGUAAGACUUCCCACAAUUCAACCUUGUUAAUGUUAUAAGUGUGAAAAUUUGUAUGUUCGUUACUCAUCGUUGGCAUGCAGAUGGUCCGGGGAACGAGCCACUGCACGAGUAUGCGAAAUUUUUCAAACUGUUUCAACAAAUUUUUUAUAUUUACAAUUAGCACAAAAAGGAAAAACCAUUGAACGGCGAGGCCAUUGUUUUCUUGAAUAUCGCAAUCGUUGUUUUGCACUGUUGUUACGAAACGAGGCCUUGUUAUAUGUCACGCGCGGUAGCUGAAAUAUGGUUAUUUUCAUACGUGUCUUAUCGCGCGAUGUGGCGGGGCACGCAUCGUGGUCUAAAAGCGUUUUGAAAAUUUAGCACUCAUUCGACUAGCAUGCAGUACAGGAAAAAAUCGCUCUUCCAAUGCUCGAAAUUUGUAUAUGUCAAAGAAACACCACAUUGUUUACACAAGCGUCCCUAAAUAGUUCGCACAGUUCUGUAUUCAUGGUCGGUAUCUCAUUCCUCCUGGCUAAAGCCUUUCAAAAUACCAUGCAAGCGAAGCCGCGGGUAAAAGCUAUAGUUCCAAAUGAAGAAGCAUAUCCUCAACGCGAUGCUUGCUGUUGAGAGUCUAAUUCGUCUUCGACGACGUUAAAACGCGUGCUAUCGGUAUUUUUUGCUUUGACGAAAUCGAUGUUAUUCUUUUCGAUAAUAUGAAAUUUACAAUCGAAUCGUAAUGCCUCUAAAUUAUCCUAUGACGAAAUUAUUGAAAAUAUUAUUUGAUUCAAUAGCGUAUAAGCAACAUCAUCCUUCGUCACUCGUCACUAUUUUAUUUUAUUUACUAUGACCGAAAAUCGUACGAGGCACGAACUACUUUAGACUGAAGCGCGUACUCUUUGUAUACCCACCGGUGCCCGUACGAUGAGAUUUCAGACGUAGACCGAACCGCGAGCACAGUAGUGCGGUGAGAACAGGAUGAGGAAUGAAAUUUAGCCGGGUUGAGACCGAAUUACCGGCUCAAGCGUCUCUUUGCGCAUUCUAACCGUACCGUUCACCAUCAAAAUCUAAAUACGUUGGUAUAUCGCUCUCAUGAUUUAGUUCAGAGCGUUGACGCCGCAAGCAUUAAAAAAAGGCAAGUCAAUACGUGUUAUGAUGCGCGCCGUAAGAACGACGAAGGCGGAACCGAGUUGUCGGUACGUUUCGAAGAAUACGAUACUCUGACAAGGAGCAUUCGUGUCCGAUAGCCCAAUGUAUGGGUUCCCACUCGCGCGCCCCGCCUCCCUAUUCGGGGCUGUUUGAUACAUAUUGUGGGAGAAUAAGCGAAGGGUGACAUUUCGAUGAGUAAGUGUGACGUUUUAGCGGUAAGCGCGUAAAUUCUGCGAAGCAAAAUCUGCAAGUCUCUAUAGUCUCUGGGUGCAGUAUUGACUAGUUUUAUUGGUUAGGUUACUUCGGUGUUUCCGAUUCGACGAUGUUUGUAUAGUAGCCGCCGCGACAAGAAGGAACGUAAUAAUUGAAAGAAUAUAACGACGCGGUCGAUUAUUUUAAUCGCGUGUGCAAUAUCGAGUCGUGUCUGCAUUGUCAAUAAAAUGACUGUCGAGUUAUCGAAUACCCCUUUCAAUCAAACGCAGGCCGUGGAGUUGGCGUUUUUAGAACGAUACAAAUUGACGCCUUACGUCGCGCACAAAUCGACAAGCAAUACGGUGAUACAUUCGGAAACGUUGGGCAGGCACUACGAGUGGCCCGAAAACGCGACAGUGCGCGACGAUGUUUUGCGCGUAUUUAAAGACUGCGGGCACACGUUGGCCAUCGAUUACACGAAAACUUACGUGCGUAAGUUCUCUCUGGAAAUUAAUUGCGCGUGUCAACGUAAUCCGAGUUCAAAGCACGCGAACGACGCGCUGGCAAAUAACAUUAAAAGUCGCGUCGAAGUAAUGCUGAAGAGAACGACCAAUAACGAGCCUCCGCAAUGCGCCAUGUGGAAAAAUAGCUGCAGCUAUCAUCUGUACAGUGACGUGUCAGUAUCGUUGCCUCUACACUUGUUAGUUGCAAAACACUUGAGUAUGAAUUUUCAGGAGCACAACUUGUUGAUCGAAGUGCCGCCAUGCAUGCCGCUACCGUACUCGGCGAAGGGAACGUCGCGUCCUUACCAACCGAUGAUCCUCGGCCAAGCAUCCGUAGAGCUCGUGGGACGGUACCCAUUUUUCGAGUGCAUAACGUUACAGCACGUCUCAUCGGAUUCGCUCGUGGCAACGAUAAUUGCCGAGCCGCGCCCGGUGUACGUGUGCACGACAAACAAUACGCGCCUCGUUUAUUCCAAGCCAAAAUUCCCCUCAAAUAUAAGCAGCGUAACACUCGGCAAAACGUUUUCUUACAUGAAUCAGUUGGAGGAAUUCAUAGUUCAAAGUAAUCGGCGCGUCGCGAAAACAUUGGCAGACGGUGGUGAUCCAACGGAGAUCGAGCUUCGCGACUUGGACUCGCGGAGUAAAGAAAAAUUUCGGGAGUUUAUCGUCAGCUUCAACAUCAGCCAUUUUAAUCGAAGCGAUUUGAGUUUGGCCAGCUUCGUGCGAGUUUCGGCGAGCGACAACGGCGGACUGUACCUCCAACCGUACACCGUCGCCAUGCACAAAUCCCUUGAGCCCAUAACCGUAGACGCGUUCAAAAGUGUAUUGAGAACAGUGUACAAAGAGGUCGCUAGUGUCGAUGAAACUGUGGCUAGAUUCAUCGACAUGUACGAAGUGCACACUUACAACAGUUACUUGGACACUGCGACCGAAAUGAUGGCGCACUUGAGUUACUUGUUCAUCAACAAUAUCAGCCCUUUCUUGACGAUUGAUGCGAGAAUCAACGAGGUUAUGAGCAACUCGCUGCACAUCGAAUCUCCGGAGCGUGCGUGUAAACGUCUCCAAGGUAAAAAACGCGAAGAGAAAAAGGAGGUGUACGAUCAGCUCGUUCGCGUUUACGUCGAUGUCAUGGCUCGACUGAAAAUUCUCAUGUACAACGAGUCCACGCUCACUUGGUACGUCGCCAAUGAUAACGGGUUCUACAAGAGUUGCAAAAGUCUGACGGACUCGAACCUUCCGUGCAUUGGCGAAUGGACCGGCUACGAUAAAUUGGCCCUCGAUAUGCUCGCUCAACACUUGUAUUCCCGAAAAAGUUUUUUCAAAACAACGGACCUGUGGCCCGUGUGCGAGUUCAUGUUUGCCACGAUGGUCGGUGUGUUCAACAGCGUAACCGGCCUGUACACGGCUAACACGGCCUUUCUGAGAUUCGUUAAAACCCGGAAAUACGCCAUUUGGGACAUAACGCGACCGCUCAAGUCGUACGAUAAACAGAAUCACGACAUUUUAAAGCUCAGUUACAGUGCUAGCCGUUACGUGAAUAUUCUGACGAAUCGAUUGACCGAAGUUUUCACGCACUUUCAACUGGCUCCUGCAGUUAUACAGCUGCGCGACGUAUACGACAUCGAAGAAUUCCGUUUGACCAAAUUUUUCGCACUCAUUCAAACCCACACCGAUCUACGGGGAGCCUAUUUUUUAGUCGAAUACUAUCCAAUCGAUCCGAAAUUCAUUUACAUAAUAAUGUACCUGUACGACACGAACGAGCUGGAAAGCUUGCUGUCGUAUGAAAAACUCGUGGAUCGAGUGUUUCGGUAUGAACAAGAACGCGUCGGUGAGAACGAGUGGAGAAAUAAAUUUGCCCAACAAAUGGCGACGCUCAAGUAUGACGAAGACGAGAAAAGUUACAUGGGAACGCUGUUGAGCAUGAACGGCGAACGAGUGAGGGACGUGUCAGCACAAUUCUGUUUUUACGCUGUGAUAAUUGCAGUUUGUAUGAUAAAGUGCAGGACUUUUGAGACUUUGGUACGGGCGUUCGGUGUAUCGCGUUUGCCACCGCCGAAAAGCGAGCACCCUCGUUACAGCGGUGUCAAGUUUGUGACUAAUCUCGCGUGUUUAAAAAAAAAUUUCGAACGGACACUCGACAUCGUGUUCGGUUCGAACUUGAAUUAUUUCGAGCGUUGUUUGACAGAAAUAAUCGUGAAACUCGGUAUGUCGACGGCGUUUGAUUCGGAAACGACGAUUGAGCUUGUGAAUAUGGUCUCUGCGAUAUUCGUUCCGAUCAACAAGAACAAAAAGCUCUUCAUAUUUUUCGGGAAAAAAGAUACGGGCAAGUCGCUCAUCUGCAACUGGAUUCAGGAGCUCAAUUCGCCGGACGUCGCCCGCCUGACGAGGCUCGAGGAAGCCGUUGAACGAGCCAACAUCACGAUGCGCCACAACGUCACGAUCAUCAACGAAGUCAACACUCUAGACUCGAGCCACAUAAAAUCCAUAACGGGCAACGACGCCGAAUCGAUGAAAAAAUUCUUCAGCCAAGAGUACGAAUUGCAGCGCUCCCAAUCACUCGUGUACGGGGCGACGAAUAACAUUAUAAAAUUCUAUUCACACAAGAGCCGUAACAUGGACACGGACAAGACGACCAUCGACCGAAUUCACGCGAUUGAACUCCGCGGCCAGCAAACCAGUGAAGCGGAAUAUUCUGCCGACAGCUUUUUCAUGAUGAUGACCGAAUCCAAGUUUUACGAAGGCAUCAUGAAUUGCAAGGAGUCACAUUCCGCUAACGCUCUUGCCUGGAUAACCUACGUCGCUUACUACCAUAACCGUGAUCAAAACUUCCGACCGGUCAUCAACGUGCACAACCGCAACGUCAAGGCAUACAAAGCCAAUGUGUACUUCAACAAUAACGAAUUGUACGCGUUUAUGGUGCGCUCGGGGCUGACCGAGGCCGAAGGUUUCACAAUGUGCAAAGAGGUUCUCAUCAAUACGGUGAAACGGAGUAUCGAAGACAAAAUUUCGAGCACCAUUACCAAAUUGAGCGACUUCAAAUUGAAAUUCUCUCAGCACUACAAUCUCGCAUUGGACGAGGUCUCGGUCGUCCAAAACAUCCAGUAUACCGCCCUCAUUCAACACAUACAGAACAACAUGAGCACAAUCCCUUCUCAAAACGGUAUCAUUACUCGCGAUGACAUCGACGCCCGUCUUAAAUUGUACAACACGGUGCUCGACCGAGAAAAUGCGAGCGUAUUUUUCAAGUUGAACAACAAAAUGUAUUACGAUCCUACGGACGGGGGGGGUGUCUAUCGAGGUGUCUGCUUUGCCAAAGAAGAUGUCGGCAGUUACGAAAUAAGGGACGAGACCGCCGGAUCAUCGAGGUGAAGGUGAAAUACUUGCCUCGAAUGGGGGAGGAUGCAGCGCGACGAGAAAUGACAAUCGGAAAUCGAAUUUCUCGAUUCCAUUUACUUUUUAUUAUCUUUUUAUUAAGUAAGGUUGUGACGCGUGAAUUAGCUCUUCAUUAUUGUCAUCGCUUUUCCGCGAUUCCGAUUGGUUCUUGAAACGCGAUCAUUAUUGUGGGAUUAUAAUAUAAAUUCAUUCGGAAAAAAAACAACGUUCAUUCGUCCUGUCAAAAUGACAGCUUGGAACUCGAACCAUAUUUUUGACAUUUUGUCGAUAUCCUUUUGCUCGACUCUCGAUUUCUCGAAAAUUCUUCGAAUUGGACAUUCUUUCAAUAGUUAUUAACGAGCUGAAUUAUUAAACGUAAAUGAAUCCAGGUAAAAAUAAAUAAAAUGUUACGCUUUGCAAGAA